UCGGAUAACUCGUCGAUUGACAGAUACCGCAACAACCGCAACAGUAUCGAAACCAGAAUACCUACUUUUAUAGAAGAAUGGUAUUGGCUGCGGGUCCCAACAAUCCCAAAAGCGCUAUUGUGCGUCGUCAGAUUGAAAAGGUUCAGUUUGGGUUUUACAACGACGACGACGUCCGCGCACGCUCCGUCGUCGAGAUCACUUCCUCCCAGGCUUUUGAUCCUACCAACAGUCCUUUACCGAAUGGUCUCUACGAUGUCCGACUCGGGCCACUCAAAGACAGUGAACCGCCUUGUCCGACCUGUGCCUUGCGCGCCUCGCACUGUCCCGGACAUUUCGGCCACAUCGAACUGGCCGUCCCCGUGUAUCAUCCCCUACUCUUUCCCGAUCUCCUUCAGUUGCUCCGCAUCAAAUGUUUCGCCUGUCACAAACUCAAGGCCCCGUCACGGACCCUCGCCACCUUGCGAGCCAAAUUUCAUUUACUCUACCGACACGAUCUCACUCGUCUCACGGCCUUGGACCGGGAAUUGCUAGUCGCGAUUCGCCUGGGCCGGACCAGUGGCGAAGACCGUGCCGAAAACUCCACCGCGAAGAUACGAUCCGCAAAAGACGUUGCCGACGCACUCGACAAGGUCCUCCGAUCCCACCAACCACCGACCGACUCGACAUCCCCCUCGACGACGAAACUGAAUUCGUUCGAACGCAAUCUGCGUAAGGAACUCGCCAAAGCUGUCCUGACGGCCUGCAAAGGCGUCAAACGCUGUGCCCACUGCGGUGCCUACAAUCCCAAAAUUCGGCAAGAUUCGUUCAAUAAAUUGUUUCAAGGUGCCCUGUCGGCUACGUCCCUACGAGCUAACUCCGUUGAGAAUGUACAAUUCACCUCGGCCCUGAUACAAGCAUCCAACGCGACCUCGGACAGGGCCACCAAUUACGAUUCGGACGAUACCGACCGGGGGGAGAACACCAUGAGUGGGAACGAGGAUAGCGACAGUGAAGAUGACGAAGACGACGAUGAGGUUGCCAACGGCACCAAGCCCAAAAAAUCGGACAUGUUUAUGCACGCCGGCGAAGUGCAGGCUCAGAUUAAGCGCACGUGGCAGACGGAUCCGUUUCUGUUGCACUGCGUAUUUGGAGGAUCGAGUCAGUCUCUCCAGGACGGCUAUCAGCUAUUCUUCUUGCAGGCAGUUCCUGUCCCACCGAGCCGCUUCCGUCCAGCCAUGUAUUUGAACGGCAUGGCCGUGGAACAUUCCCAGACCUCCUAUCUGAGCCAAAUGAUCCGUUUCAACGAAAGCAUACGAGAGUCCUUCGCCGCCAGCGACGAGCCGCGCGCCUACAGCGGUUGGAUUGAUCUCCAGACGGCUGUCAACUGCUUCAUGGACAGCGCCAAGGAUCCGUCGGCCACACCUACCAACUUGGUCGCGCCCGGUAUCAAACAGAUUCUGGAACGCAAAGAAGGACUGUUUCGCAAAAACAUGAUGGGCAAGCGUGUAGAUUACGCAUGUCGUUCCGUGAUUUCCCCCGACCCUUACAUUGGAACGAACGAAAUUGGUCUCCCACGAUAUUUUGCCACAGUCUUGACAUACCCGACACCCGUGACUGACUUGAAUGUGAAAGAAAUGCGUGCCUUGGUUGAAAGGGGACCACACAACUAUCCUGGUGCCCGGUGGGUCGAACUGCAGGGGAAGCGGGUAGAUUUGGGCAAAAUGAACACGCAGAAGCGCGAAGCAAUCGCAGCCCAGCUUCUGACUUAUUUGAAAAGGGGAGGCAUGCCGGCAAUUGUGGGACGGCAAUUAAGAGAUGGAGAUUAUGUACUUAUGAAUCGACAGCCCACCUUGCACAAACCCGGCAUCAUGGCGCACCGUGUCCGUAUCUUACACAACCCUACCCAAAAGACUAUUCGAAUGCACUACGCCAAUUGCAAUACCUACAAUGCCGACUUUGACGGAGAUGAAAUGAACUGUCAUUUUCCACAGAGUGAUUUGGCUCGAGCCGAAGCGCAAUAUAUCGCUCGAACCGAUCUACAGUACAUAGUGCCGACGGACGGCACCCCUUUACGUGGUUUGAUCCAGGAUCACGUAGUUGGGGGCGUCAAACUGACGAAGCGCGAUACAUUUUUCUUCAAGUGGGAAGUUCAGCAGCUUUUGUUUGCUGCCUUGGCCAGUCUUAAAGGUUUAGAGAUCAUUCGCUCAGGUACAAAUAUUGAACUUGUACCGCCAGCGCUGGUCAGACCGCGAGAGCUUUGGACAGGGAAGCAAGUCAUCACAAUUAUUUUAAAUCACUUGCGAAAAGGCAGUGAUCGCGACAGUGAAAAGAUGUCUAACCUUCCGGGUCUGUCCACGAGUCGAAAAUCCAAGACUCCCGACACUGCGUUUGGAGCGGAGCAGGAAGAGCACUUAGUUUUGAUUCUUGAUGGUGAAUUGUUGCGAGGAGUAUUGGACAAGGCCGCAUUUGGCGCGACAGAUUUUUCGCUUGUACAUGCGGUGUACGAAGCAUAUGGACCAGAAAAAGCUGGUCUGCUGCUCAAUAUGUUUGGCCGUCUGUUCACGGCAUAUAUACAGUAUUUCGCAGGGCACUCUUGCCGCAUGGAGGACUUGAUCUUAACAAGUGCGUCUGACAUAUCCCGGCGGAUGCUGGUACAAAAAUCCUACAAUAUCGGAGCACGAGCCGCCAAAGCUUGGGCCGAUUCCGAGGGCGGCAAGGCAGCUUCUACAGCAGCAAAAAUUGGCCAGCUACUUUCCGGUACUGAAGGAAGCACAAAUUUUGCUGCUUUGGAUGGGUUCAUGCAAAGUCAAUUAAACCCUCUGUCGUCCGCAAUCGUGAAAAAGUGUUUACCUGACGGUCUUGCUGUUCCGUUUCCAUACAAUACCUUUGGACUCAUGACAACCACCGGAGCGAAGGGUUCAAUCGUGAACCAAUCCCAGGUCACGUGUGCUUUAGGUCAGCAGGCUCUCGAGGGCCGCCGUGUCCCACGCUUGAGCAGUGGGCGUACCCUACCUUCGUUUGCUCCUUACGACCCGAACCCACGAGCCGACGGGUUUGUGAUGGAUCGUUUCUUGACUGGUAUCCGCCCACAAGAGUAUUAUUUUCAUUGCAUGGCCGGUCGAGAAGGUUUGGUGGACACUGCGGUAAAGACAUCUCGCUCAGGGUAUCUGCAACGUUGUUUGAUGAAGCAUUUGGAAGAGCUGAAAAUUUGCUACGACUAUACAGUCCGAAACGCGGAAGGAUCUGUUGUUCAAUUCUUGUACGGUGAAGAUGGUUUAGAUCCUACCAAAGCUUCCUAUUUGGACUGCUCCGAAAAGUCAUUCGAAUACAUUGCGCGCAAUAAGGAGUCUCUUGAACGCCAGAAUACAGCGCUACCAUUCUCCUCUAUUGCACUUGCGGCUGCGGAUGCUACACGGCACGUCGAAUUGGAAAACAACCAGAAUCUGAUAGCUGUUGCAGAUCCGAUUUUGUCGACACCUGCUCGAGGACAUUUGCUUGGUAGUAGUGGAGCCUGCGUAUCUGAACGCGUGGCGGGCGCUACGCAUAACGCCUUGAACGACCCCGAAAUGAUGCGUGUUUUGAAACAAAUAAAUGUUUCUGAUGCUGAUUUGGGGGUAUUGAUUGGCGCCAAGUACAGCUCAAGUGUAUGCGCGCCAGGGGAAGCGGUUGGCAGCAUUGCAGCUCAGUCAGUUGGUGAACCUUCAACGCAAAUGACGCUCAAUACGUUUCACCUUGCUGGUGCCGGUGCUAACGUAACACUCGGUAUUCCACGCUUGCGCGAAAUUAUCAUGACAGCCUCUCGUGAUCUAAAGACGCCAACAAUGUCGGUGCCCUUGGAUGACUCCGUAACGGAAAAACAAGCGUUGAGAUUGACGCGCGACUUUACCAAGUUGACUUUGAUGGAGCUUGUUGCGAGUGACCGUGGUGUGACCGUGACGGAAAAGUUGGAAAAGGCUGACAACGGCAUGUGGAGUCGAGCUUACUAUGUGACAAUUAAGUUUCAUCCGGCGGAACGCAUUAAGGAAGCCUUUGGUUUGGAUAUUCACGAUAUAGCCAAGGUAGCGGCGAAAAACUUUGUACCGCUCUUGUCGCAAAACAUGAAAAAAGAGUUAAAACGUGCUGCGGUUGAAGGAGAUAACGCGGUGAUUGAAGUUCAGGGUGGAGACUCACGCGUAUAUAUCAAGAGCCGAGAUCAGGACGAGAGAGACGCUGACGAAAUCGAAAUUAAGGAGGCUCCGCAGGCUCGAAAUGGUCGGGACGAACUCAACGACAAUGAUCAAGAUGAUGAGGAAGACGACGAAAAUGCUGAAGAAGACGGUGCGGACGCUGUCCGCUAUUCCGACCGUCGCAAGGAGAGCAUUUCUUACGAAGAUGAUGAUGACCAAGACGACGCAGAGACUGAAAGCAUGACAGGCGAACACAGCCCACGGAGUGACUCCGGGAUUGUGAAUGACCUCAGUAGCAAUACCGUUGUCCGAGAAAAAGAAGCAAGUGACUGGACUUUACGGGCAAAGGAGGACGAGUUGAUCGUGCACGAACGCAGGAACGUCAUUGUUCUGCAGCCGCUACGCAUUGAUCCUGCCGCUCGUCCGCUGCUAAUGGUGGGGUUGGUGGAAGGAGCUGCCGCUACGACGUUAGUCCGUUCUAAGAGGAUGAUUGAUCAGGGCUUUGUCAAUAAUGAAGAGGGGCGUGGACGCUGCUUACAAACGGCUGGUGUGAACUUUGAGGAAAUGUACAAGCUAGAAUGUGUCGAUCACAAUAAGCUGCUAUCCAAUGACAUAUGGGCUAUUCGCUGUGCGUAUGGUGUCGAAGCGGCUCGAAGCUCUAUAGUCCAGCAAAUUCGUGGUGUGUUUGGAGCUUACGGUAUCGAAGUCGAUCCCCGUCAUCUUUCGCUCAUUGCCGACUACAUGACCUUUGACGGAGGCUACAAGGCCAUGAAUAGAAUCGGUAUGGAGGAGACCUCCUCGACGUUGUUGCAGAUGAGCUUCGAAACGACGCUUCACUUUUUGCGUCAGGCGGCCUUAGUUGAGGAUAUGGACGAGAUGCAAUCUCCCAGCGCAAAUAUUGUAGUCGGGCGGCCUAUUCGGCACGGGACUGGCGCGUUUACGGUACUAGCAAAAUAGAUGCCACCACUUUGACAAGACCACUAG
Molecule: messenger RNA, 5129 nt
Organism: Phaeodactylum tricornutum CCAP 1055/1
Lineage: Eukaryota; Bacillariophyta; Bacillariophyceae; Surirellales; Neidiaceae
Exons: 5
Coding region: 78-5102 (1674 amino acids)
Biological process (GO): DNA-templated transcription
Cellular component (GO): RNA polymerase I complex
Molecular function (GO): DNA binding; DNA-directed RNA polymerase activity
Source: RefSeq, a predicted model, not a curated record